This is a messenger RNA of Trematosphaeria pertusa, 999 nucleotides long. RefSeq lists its product as uncharacterized. Lineage: Eukaryota; Fungi; Ascomycota; Dothideomycetes; Pleosporales; Trematosphaeriaceae. The coding region runs from base 318 to 980 and encodes 220 amino acids. The record is from RefSeq and is a predicted model, not a curated record. The transcript has 5 exons.
CUGCCUUGUCGAGCAGACGUGCGAGCGCAAGGUGCGGCACACGGUCCCACCAGGCCUCCACGCCUGUGCCAGCCCUCGAGCUUUUCUCCCUACCAUCGCGAAAGGCCAUGCUGCUAUCUCAUCUCCAGCCCAGAUAGCACCCUUCCCACAGAUACCGUCCGCGCGGCCUUCCUCGUUCCCAGCAAGACACGCUUCCGACGCCCUACCCUACCCUACCCUACCCUACCCUACCCUUCCCGCUAGCCACGCCCGUCCUGCGAGCGUCUCAAUAAAGGCAUUCCCACUUCGCGGGCGUGUCAAUAGCGGCUUCAGUUACCAUGACGCGGAGAAUAGUAUACGGCUGCGGCCUCUUGCUUACCAUUGCCUGCACGGCAAUGACUAUUGCGAGCAUUGUAAUGCCGCGAUGGGUCAGCUUCAGUUCCAAUGAUGAGCGCAAGUUCUCCAUGGGCCUCCACAGGCGCUGCUCGAGCGUCACCGGUGCCUGCCACCCCUUCCCGCAAGCGUCGGACUGCUCCAAGGACAAAUAUUUCUGCAGCAUGUGGAGGACGGUCGGCUUCCUAAUCUCGUUCGACGUUGUAAUCGAGCUUUGCACCCUGGUCGCCUUCUGUGUGAUAAUCGCUGGUGGCGUACAGAGACGUACAGCAGGGUAUAUGGUUCUCUGCGCACUACUACUCUUCGGUGGCAUCGUACAGUGUGCAGGUAUGGCCAUUGUGGCCUUCCUCUACGACCACCACGAGCGCUUCUUCGAAGGCUGGUACCUUGACGCCUCAUGGUCGCUGUGCACCGCUUCCUGGAGCAUUCUUGUCCUGACGAGCCUCGGAAUCGCAGCUUCGGCAUUCUACCUCCCUGCAGAGGGCGACUACGAGCUGGUCCCUGACCGUCAGGAAACCGUGCAAGACGAGCAAUUACUCUCGCGUAUAGACCUCUGGAACGAUGGAUAUCGCCGCGACGAAGGAUACCAACAGGAACGCGACUGGUAGCGAAAGAGACGAGACGAUG